Thrips palmi is the source of this 882-nucleotide messenger RNA. Its product is annotated as methylated-DNA--protein-cysteine methyltransferase. Bases 133 to 765 code for a protein of 210 amino acids. The transcript has 4 exons. NCBI's taxonomy places the organism in Eukaryota, Metazoa, Arthropoda, Insecta, Thysanoptera, Thripidae. Gene Ontology annotation, biological process: DNA repair. Gene Ontology annotation, molecular function: methylated-DNA-[protein]-cysteine S-methyltransferase activity. Gene Ontology annotation, cellular component: nucleus. The record is from RefSeq and is a predicted model, not a curated record.
GACUUCCUUUGUCGCUUGUCGUACAGUGUUUGAAUACAUCAACCAACAACAACAACAGCUCGUAGCCAGAGCCUAUCGCGUGUUCGUGCCGGUCAGUCAGUCAAAAUUACCUCUAUUUCUUGUGAUCUUGAAAUGAAGAGCUCGACACGAUCGCGGAUUGCUGCGGCUUGCGGCGACGGAAAGAAGAGAACCCUGGAGACAUUUCGAGUUUCUACGCCAAUUGGGGAAAUGCUACUUUGCGUCUGUAGCCAAGGGUUACACAUGAUUUAUCAAAAAGACAAUAUCACAGACGAGAACUUCGUGCCAGAUACAAGCAAACACACUUCUUUACUCAGCAACCCUCCACAAGAUGAAAAAGUAAAAAAUUGUCUUGAGAAUUGUCUAAAAUGGCUUGAAACGUAUUUUCACAAUGUUGGCAAUGUAUCUCAUCUUUGCAUCCCGUUACUGUGCCCUCUCUCUGUGGACGAUCUCUCUUUCCGAGAAAGAGUUCUUUUUUACUUGGUUGAUAAGGUGCCAUUUGGGAAAACUAUUACUUAUGGAGAGCUUGCAUCGUUUGCUGGAAGCCCAGGAGCACAACAGGCUGUUGGGACUGUAAUGGCCUCAAACCCUUUUCAGUUGAUUGUCCCAUGUCAUCGAGUGGUAAAAAGCGGUAACAAGGUGGGAAAAUAUUCAGGUGGUUGCCGCAAUACUGUCAAAGUAUGGUUACUUCAGCAUGAGGGAUUAAGUGUAGAUGAGACAGGCUCAGUGUUAACUCAAUUGGCAUAAUUGAAAUAAAACUUUUGAAUGACUACUUAAAAUUAAUAUACCAAGGAAGAUUUGCAUUUAUAUGUCCUGUGACUAGUGUGCGGUAUGAGAGACAAAAUAAAGUUUGAUUCAACUGUU